AUGUAUGGUGUAUAUUGUAUGGAUUACCAGUACCCUGUUGUCCAGCAGACAGAAGGAGGAGCACAGACGGAUGGCCAGCAGUCACAGACACAGAGCAGUGAGAAUACUGAGAGCAAAUCUACUCCAAAGCGGCUGCACGUCUCCAAUAUUCCCUUCCGCUUUCGGGAUCCUGACCUCCGGCAGAUGUUUGGGCAAUUUGGCAAAAUCCUUGAUGUAGAGAUAAUCUUUAAUGAACGUGGCUCCAAGGGAUUCGGGUUCGUAACUUUCGAGAAUAGUGCUGAUGCAGACAGGGCCAGGGAGAAAUUACACGGCACCGUGGUAGAGGGCCGUAAAAUCGAGGUUAAUAAUGCUACAGCACGAGUGAUGACUAAUAAGAAGAUGGUUACACCGUAUGCAAAUGGAUGGAAGCUAAGCCCUGUGGUUGGAGCAGUGUACGGUCCUGAAUUAUACGCAGCAUCCAGUUUUCAAGCAGAUGUCUCGCUGGGCAAUGACGCUGCAGUGCCCCUGUCAGGAAGGGGGGGUAUUAACACUUACAUUCCUUUAAUCAUUCCUGGCUUCCCUUAUCCAACUGCAGCGACCACGGCCGCCGCUUUCAGGGGAGCCCAUCUGAGAGGUCGAGGGCGAACAGUGUAUGGUGCAGUGCGGGCAGUACCUCCAACAGCUAUCCCAGCCUACCCAGGAAUAGUCUUACAGGAACCAAUCAUUAGCGCUAAAAUACCUCAGGGCGGAUAUGCAGCCUACAGAUAUGCACAGCCUGCUACCGCAACAGCAGCCACUGCUGCUGCAGCCGCUGCAGCGGCUUACAGCGAUGGCUAUGGCAGGGUGUACACAGCAGACCCUUACCAUGCCCUUGCCCCUGCCGCUAGCUAUGGAGUUGGCGCUGUGGCAAGUUUAUAUCGAGGCGGCUACAGCCGAUUCGCCCCCUACUGAAGUGACGUGACCCCCCCUGCAAGUGGGACAGCCCCCCAGUUCAUGAGGCCUGGCUAUUGCAAUAUUUACUAGUAGAGGAACUCUAUAGCAAGAAGAGGAGGAAAACAAAAGAAAAAAAACAAGAGAAAUACUUUUUUAUACCUCACUAUGUUCUUUGAAUAUGUAUUUUUCCUUUAAAUUUCUGCCUUUAAUUCUUUUGUUCCAAAGAUUGUGCAUUUUGGGGUUUUUGGUUGUUUUUUAACUGUGGUAAACAUAAUGCAUUUCCAUGUCUGUAUAUGCGUAGCUUAUCCAACCAAUCACAAAAGAGACAAAUAGUGCUAAGGAGCACCAUUAGGAACCAAUAUCAUGGAACUAAAUCAGGAACAUGCAGGCGUUUGUUUUACCAGGGUCUGGUGCCUGAGGCAUUUAUUUUACCGGGGUCUAGAACCUGAGGCCCAUGAUGAAUGAGGAAGAGCCUCUCUACCUGCGGAUGGCAGUGCUGAUUGGCUGCAGCUGGAACCUGCACGCUGGUUGGAAUUGCAAACCCCUCCCCCCAUUUUAUUACCAUCUGGCAUAUGUGGGCUUGGAGCAGUUCCGGAAGAUUCUACAGAUUCUGAGAUGAGGCUUCCCAAAGCUGCCCAAAGACUGUCUAUGAACAGUUUGAGGGAACAAGACUUGAAAUAAAUUUGUGAUCCUGUUGUUUCUAUACGUGCACCUAACUUUAGUGAUUGAUGUCCACUACCAAGACUGUAGUUCUUAGUUUCUUUCACUUGCUAUGGUCUUCCUCUCUUUCCAUCUUCUUCCCUCUUUUUCUUUUCCUGGAGGAGCGGCAGAUGUGGAGAACUUAAAGCCAUGGUCUGUCUUCGCUAACAAGGAGCGUGAUGGCAAAGUGCACAACAGCCUAAAGUUUAGAGGAAAGGUGGCCGGAAAAGCUCGCCCAACUGCCACCCUGGGCUUCCCAGUGUCCGAGAUCCCCUUCUUCCCCUUCCCAAAAUGCUUACCUUGCUGCAAGUUUGCCAUCCAACAAUUGCAUGAAGAGAGAGAAACGCAUCAUGGAUCAUGGCCUCAGAAACAGGGCUUGGGGGAAUUUUGUGUGUGUGUUGUAACACUAUUCCGGAAGUAGUCGUAUAAUUUCAUCAUCAGGGCAGGCAGAAGCAGAUUUCAAAUGAUGUUUGAAAACACAGGAAGCUCCUGCCUUGGCAUUUGUGUGGUCACUUUCACGUUCCAAUGGGUCGUGGUGUCUGUUCCAAAGAGAAAUACGCAUCCACGCUUGGUUUGGAGACAUACUGCAGAAUGCAAAUGAAGAGACUUAUCAGGAAGACCCUUUCCAUAAUCUUACGAAAGAACAGCCUUUAUUUUUACACGGCGGACAUUUUUGCAAGUUGCUCUGGAAGCGUGAGGACAAGCCAAGCCAUUGCCCUGAAACAUAUGGCCUGAAGUUUGGAAAUCAGAGGGGAAGAAGAAAUACCGCUCUGCCCUCUUGGGCCAUCAUAAUUUUCUUGGCACCGGUUGCAGGUUCUCUGCAACACUAUCUUUAAAACCCUGAAUAUUAGAGAAGCACAAUUCCUUUUGACUCCUUGGCCUGCCUAAAUUGGUACUGGGUGGCCUCUCACCCUUGGAAGGGCAGGCAGGGGGUGGACUUGUAGCUGAAGCCUAUUCACCUCCUGUCGCCAUAUACCCGCCGGUGAUGUCAGCAUAGGAACAGAGAGGCCCUGAAGUUCUCCAGCAAGCAGGGCUUAUCAAGGAGGGUCACUUGCGCCUUUGCUCCAGCUCCCUUGCAGUGCUUGCCAGAGACGGGGAUGCCUGAAGCAAGAAGGGCUGGGGAGGCACGGGGGGGGGGGGGGGAGAUUUCAACGAAGCUAGAAACUCUUAACAAUAUUGAUUCUCUGAAAUGAGGUGACACCAAACUGCCAGCCUCUUGGUCACUUUUUGUUUGUUUUUAUUGUCUUGGUUUUUUUCCCCCUCCCCCCAAGCCAAAGUUUGGUUUGUUGCUGUUAUGACAAUUUCUGUUUUUUUGUAUAUAAAUAUUUUAGUUAGGUUUAAAAUGGAUUGGGGAGAGGGAAGCGGGGCACCGGUCUUUUACAAAAAUUGAGGAAACAGGGAGGAAGGUGGGAUUUUCUUCUGACUUCUUGAAAUCGCUUCGUGUCAUGUUCGCCGAUCAGCCUGUUUCUAUCAAAAGGCAGAUGAGGGUUGGAAAAGGGGGGAAUGAGACGCAGCAAAUAACCAGUUGCCUGAGCUGAGAGGAAUUGACUCUGUUGGCAGAGCUCCUGCAUACACCUUGGGUCAACUGACUCUCUUACAUCUGGAAAUUUGUGUACUCUUGAUUUGGGUUCCAUUUGGAUUUUCUGUGCUCUGUGAUUCCUAUAUUAGCGAAGAGGGUUGACCCUCAGAACUGGGCAUAAAAGACCAAGCCGAGUAUGUGAUGCAUCCUAUUAGAAACAGCUUGAGAAACAUAUAACUUGAGCGACCAUCUAAGGUGCAUCAUUGCAGUACCAGUUGACUGUGCCCAAGGUGGUUCUGUUAUCUUUUACUUCCCCAUCUGUAGAUGGAAGAACAAUAUGACCCUUCUUUUGUGAAACACAGUGAGGUCCAUGGUGGAAGGAAGAACACUAUUACUAAUGAGAUAUUGUUGCUUCCCAGCCUCUUUAAAAGCCUACAACUACCAAUGCGUAUUUUGUUGCAUAGCAGCUUUCUAGUGAGAUGUUACACAGUUCACUAUUUGAUUUCUAGAACAGCCACAACACCUUAAUAGGUGGAUAUAGUUGGGACUUUCUACAUACUCCUACAUCUCCUCCUCUUUAUAGAUGUUUAGUAAAUUGGUGGGUGGGUGCGGGGAGCAAUCCAGAACUCAGCUGUGGAAACCGAAUUUGGGAAAUGUACAGUUUGCUGCGUCCCACUCCUGAAGGGAAAUUUGCGGCCAUCCUGGGAAACAGAACGCAUCUCCUGCAUGCCAACAUUUGAACGAUCCUUAAUGCUGGGGUAGGGGAGAUUUAAAGAGUGUGUUUGCCUGUUUGCACUGGUUUUAAAAUAGGAAAAUGAAAAUCCUUGUGAACAAAGCAAAGAGCCAGUGUGAAGUUCUAUGUGUGUGUGUGUUCUUAAUUUUGUCAUGCUCUUGGGAAUGUCAAACGUAGUACAACACAGCGUGACUUGAUUUUUUUGUUGCAUAAAACACUAUUUUUGUGAUGUAACUGUCCGAACAACCCAUCCUUUCUUAUCCCACUCCCUGUCCUCCUCUCUCUCUUUUUUUGAAGUUGCUUUUAUUCUGUAAUGAAACAAAACCUCCCCUCAGUGAGGCAAGCUGUCUUCUGAUAGUCCAAGUGAAAUUGUUCUUUUCCCGGGUACUUAUUCUGGCUAAUUUGACAAGGUGGUGCAAUGUUGCCUCUGCUCUUUCCCUGUGAAGUGAAAUACAGAAAGAUGUCCAUUUUUAGAGUGGGCUGCCAUAACUAAGGGUGGGGUACAGGAAUAUACCAGGGAAUAUCUGUGGCAAGGUUGUCCAGUUGACACUUCUGUUACCGCCAAGUAGGGAUUACUUGGGAUGACUUCUAGUUAAAUUAAGCCCAAGGACUUCCAGAUGAUGAGGGUAAAAAAACUUCCUCAUUAGCAAAAAAUAAAAAUAAAAAUCUGUCCUGCCAACUUUUCCCCCCCUCAAGCCGUCCACUGGAGUAUUCAUUUGGCUGGCAGUCUUGCAUCAUGACACCGCUUAUUUAACGGUUGGCUUAAAAAGCAAAUUGGAAACCUCUUGUUGAGCGCUCUCUCUCUUUUAGGGGUGAAACAUUUGUUGAAGUGCAUUUGUUGCUGCUUUGAGAAAUAACUGUCAAAGGAACCUAAGUCAUUUAGGAAUUCUCUUCCCAGUAUUAAGUACACAUUGCAGUUCUGGCAGUUUGUUUAUAGUAAGUGAAAAAGUAACCAUCCAGAUUUGUUUUGGGUUUUUUAAUUAUUAUUAUUAUGAAAUCCUUUUUUUGGGGGGGGGAAUAACGGGGGCAAAAUGCUGGUCCGAUGGCUGUUGCCAGCCAGGACUGCAAGGCAACAUCAAGAUGAUGCUUCACUGACCUUCAAGGCUUAGCUAACGCUUCAGUUCAAGGCCUAGAAUGCCCCAGACUCUGAUGGUGGUAAUGACUGACAUGCCUCUUCACGCAGUGUCUCCCGCACCUUUCCCUUGCCAGGUUCCCUUGGGGCCAUAGGACGCAUUGUAGUUAGCUGUUCUCCCUUCCUCUGGAUCAUUUCCCAGUAUGCUCGGGCUACUUGCCCAGAGUCCCAGGUCCCCGUUGACUUUGGAGAAGCAGCGCUUGCAUCCUAGGGCUUUGUGGCCUCUUCUUAACAUCCGUCUCCCUCCCCACUCUCCCUGGUUAAGUAUCAUAUUGUACAGUAGCUUUCAAACCAUACAGUAUUCAUUGGGUUACUCUUAUUAUUAUCAAGUAGCUGGAAUUGUGAAGGUCGGAGUAGUUAGAUCUUUAGCUUUUAUUCCUUUUUUUGUAUUACUAUCCAUGUGUAUAAAUUAUUGUUCAUGUUGCUGGCUUUUAUAAACUCUAAGCAAGGGAGGGGCCCUUCCUCACCCUUUGCAAAUGGUAAUGAAGCACUGUUUUUAAAUAAAAAGAGAGAAACACCA
Sphaerodactylus townsendi is the source of this 5515-nucleotide messenger RNA. Its product is annotated as RNA binding protein fox-1 homolog 2. The transcript is spliced from 12 exons. The coding region runs from base 1 to 930 and encodes 309 amino acids. The record is from RefSeq and is a predicted model, not a curated record. Gene Ontology annotation, cellular component: cytoplasm; nucleus. NCBI's taxonomy places the organism in Eukaryota, Metazoa, Chordata, Lepidosauria, Squamata, Sphaerodactylidae. Gene Ontology annotation, biological process: nervous system development; regulation of alternative mRNA splicing, via spliceosome. Gene Ontology annotation, molecular function: mRNA binding.